Antechinus flavipes (yellow-footed antechinus) is the source of this 2278-nucleotide messenger RNA. It is a transcript of the gene GEMIN6, whose product is annotated as gem nuclear organelle associated protein 6. Gene Ontology annotation, cellular component: SMN complex; nucleus. The transcript is spliced from 3 exons. NCBI's taxonomy places the organism in Eukaryota, Metazoa, Chordata, Mammalia, Dasyuromorphia, Dasyuridae. The record is from RefSeq and is a predicted model, not a curated record. Bases 191 to 694 code for a protein of 167 amino acids. Gene Ontology annotation, molecular function: RNA binding. Gene Ontology annotation, biological process: spliceosomal snRNP assembly; spliceosomal complex assembly.
AGAGAGAGUGGCGGGGCUAGACGUGGCCCGGCACUGGAGCGACUCGCGCUCCUUCGUCUGACUCGGGGACGCCCAGUGCCUGAGGGGAGCGAGCUCGUGGAACCCGGCUGGGGGUUUCAGGAAGGCCUCGGGGCCAGCGCAGAGCAAGGCCGCCGGGGUCGGAGCGGCCGCUUCCUCCAGAGCUGACAACAUGACUGAAUGGAUGAAGAAAAGCCCAUUAGAAUGGCAAGACUAUGUAUAUAAAGAAGUUAGGGUGACAGCAAGUGAGAAGAAUGAAUAUAAAGGAUGGGUUUUAACAACAGACCCUGUCUCUGCCAAUAUCGUCCUUGUGAAUUUUCUUGAAGAUGGGUCUGUGGCUGUGACUGGCGUCAUGGGACAUGCUGUGCAGACUGUUGAGACUUUGAAUGAAGACAACCAGGAAGUGAAAGAGAAACUGGUGCAUAUGUUCAUGCCAGAGGAGACUAAGACCUACAACCCGGAGGACCUGGAAAAAAGGAAGACCAGCCUCAAGUCCUGGCUAGAGAAGAAUCACAUCCCUAUCACUGAACAGGGGGAAUCGCAGAGUACCCUCUGCGUGGCUGGGGUCCUGACCAUAGAGCCACCCUAUGGACCUGAGGACUGUAGCAGUUCAAAUGAAAUUAUUUUGUCCAGAGUUCAGGAUCUUAUCCGGGGACAUCUUACAGCUCCCCAGUGACACACCAAAACCUGUUGCUCAGCUCACAGAAAGAAAGAUGACUUUUUUUUUUUUUCCUUGGUAAAGGUUACUAAAUACUGAGCUCUUAAUCUUCUGGAGGUCUCUGGGUACAUUCUGUGCUUUUGAAAACCUGUUUGGUUUUCCAGAGAUUCACUUGCCAGUGGAUAAGCUUUUUAUGUUUUGGAUGUAGGAGAAACAGGGGAGGGAGAGGCUCACAGUCUCAGGGAAACUUCUCUUUGUAGAUCCUCUUUUGUGACUUGGAUCCAUAUUCCUCCUUUGUUAGCCAAGAAAUAAUAGGGGGAAAUGUGAUCUGAGCCUAUAGAGAAAGUUGUCACUACAAAGCACAGCCUAUAGAUUCACUCUGCAGGGGGAGGGAGGAUAGGGAGAGGGAAACAUCUACAUCUAUGAUUUCAUGAGUACAUGGAACUUCUUUUCCAUGAUGUAAAGAGGUAACUCUGCAUUGUCAAGUCUUAAGAGAGUUUCCUGCAGACUGAGGGUCUAUAAUGACUGGCUUAAUAUGUGUCAGAGGCAGGACUUAAAUCCAGGUCUUCCAAAUUCUAGGUUUGGCUCUCCAUCAACGGUCAUGCUGUCUAUUCUUUUAUCAUAUUGCUUUAACUUUAUUCACAUUGAAUAUUACUAGUAUUUUUGCCUUUAUUCAUUAUCUAUAUUCUUAGUAUAAUUGUCAAAUUAGUUACAAGAUCUGAAAAUAUUCUUAGAUUGAGACUUCUCGCCUUGGAUUGGCCAUUAGGAAAAUCUACUGUGUUGACUUAAAAUUCUAGAAUUGUUAGUGCCCUUAAACUCUACAGUCAGAGUCACUGGUUAAUAACAAGAGUGGAAAUUACUGUCAAAGGAGAGUAAGAACUUGAGUCUAAGAAAAAAGUCUUUGGAAAUUAUCUUCAUUAUCAAACUUUAUUGGGGCCUAUGUAAAGAUUUCUGGUAGAGGUCACUAAUGCCUAGCCUGGUGAGGAGGCCGGGGGAGGUAGGGGGAGGGUGGUAGGUAGCUUUUUAUGUUUAUAGAUUAAUAAACUGAAGACAUCAUUUCCUAGCAACUACUGAGUAGUUAGGUGGCUUUAAUAAUCUAUUUGCAAAUAAAACUUGAGGGUCCCAGGAUGAAUGAACUGACUUUACCUUGGAAAGCUGCUUGACUGGAGAAUCAAAGUCAGAUCAAUGCUGAAGAUAAUUUCUUUAGGAUUAUUCUCACUUGACUGUCCAUUUUCAGGAACAUCCUGGGAUCUUCCUUUUCCCCUAUUUUCUCUUAUUUACAAAAAGUUAGUGGCUCUCAUAUAAAUAAUCAGUUCUCAGUAUCAUGGUUGUCUUUGAAUAUUCUUGUGUGGUGAGAGAGUGUUGAAUGACCUGCAGAACCUCUUGUAAGUCAAAGUUUUUAUGAUGCAUACAAGAAGAAAGUCUUUAUUCAUUAUUCCUAUAUCAUCCCUUCCCAGUGAUUCUUUCUGUGGCUCCUUUAAACCAGUGAUUUUCAACUUAAAAGUUUUGACAAGAUCUUGCAUUUUCUGUUGUUCCUUUUCUAAAAUGCCAUGUAUUUUAAAAAGUGAAAGUGAAUUAAAAUAUAUUUUGUUUUAAAAUUUU